AUGGAGUUUAUAAAUUUAGGUGAAUCAGGACUCAAGAUUUCUAAGGUGAUUGUCGGAUGUAUGUCCUACGGUGAUAAAAAGUGGGCUGAUUGGGUCCUUGAAGAUGAAGAAAAGGUAUUUGGUAUCUUAAAAAAGUGUUAUGAUAAUGGCUUAAGAACAUUUGAUACUGCUGAUGUUUAUUCCAACGGUAAAUCAGAAGAGCUUCUUGGUAAGUUUAUCAAGAAGUAUAAUAUUCCAAGAGAACGGAUCGUGAUAUUGACAAAAUUGUAUUUCCCAGUGGAUGAAACUACCCCCGGUUUCAAAUUGUCAAAUUAUAAGUCAUUUCCAGAAAGUGACUAUAUUAAUCUGCAGGGGUUAUCUAGAAAGCACAUAUUCGAUGCAGCCAAUGCUUCUGUGAAAAGAUUAGGUACAUAUAUCGAUGUGUUGCAGAUUCAUAGAUUGGACAAGCAAACACCAAAAGCUGAAAUUAUGAAGUCAUUAAAUGAUGUGGUUUUACAAGGACUUACGAGGUAUAUUGGUGCUUCAAGCAUGAAGGCCACAGAAUUCGCCCAAUUGCAAUUUAUCGCUGAAAAAAAUGGAUGGUUCAAGUUCAUCAGUAUGCAAAAUUAUUACAAUUUGCUUUAUCGUGAGGAAGAAAGAGAGAUGAUUCCUUUCUGUAAUGAAUCUGAAUUUGGAAAGGUAGGCUUAAUUCCAUGGUCGCCUAAUGCAAGAGGCCUCUUAGCAAGACCCGUGAAUAUCCAAUCUCAAUUUAAUAGAAAUCCAACAUCUGACAAAACCUUUAAGGCCUUGGGAUUGGAUGUCUUGUCUGAAAAUGAUAAGGAAAUUGUGACGAGGGUUGAAAAAAUAGCAAAAAAACGUGGCGUUAGUAUGUCAGUGGUUUCUUCGGCCUGGGUAUUAAGCAAAGGUUGUGCUCCAAUUGUUGGUAUUAAUUCGGAAGAAAGAAUUGACGACACUAUUGAGGCAGUUAAGUUGAAACUUACUGAACAAGAGAUAAAUUAUUUAGAAGAGCCAUAUGUUGCAAAAAUGCCCCUAGCAGCUUAA
Molecule: messenger RNA, 1041 nt
Organism: Debaryomyces hansenii CBS767
Lineage: Eukaryota; Fungi; Ascomycota; Pichiomycetes; Serinales; Debaryomycetaceae
Gene: LPG20
Product: aldo-keto reductase superfamily protein
Exons: 1
Coding region: 1-1041 (346 amino acids)
Source: RefSeq, a predicted model, not a curated record